This is a messenger RNA of Jaculus jaculus (lesser Egyptian jerboa), 2665 nucleotides long. RefSeq names its product plexin domain containing 1 (gene Plxdc1). The record is from RefSeq and is a predicted model, not a curated record. Lineage: Eukaryota; Metazoa; Chordata; Mammalia; Rodentia; Dipodidae. The coding region runs from base 1 to 1506 and encodes 501 amino acids. The transcript is spliced from 14 exons.
AUGCUGCCCCAGCUCUGGCUGCUGCCGCUGCUGUUGCUCGGCGGCGCGCCGGGCGCUCUCAGCCGUGCGCCCUGGCCAGGUUACAAUGAAAGCCAAGACGCUGAAUGGCCUUCCAAGGGCACCAGACAGGGCUGGAGUCGGAGAGUCCGAGAGAGCCCCGGGCAGGUGCCGGAGCCAGGCAGGACCCAGCUGAGCCAGGACCUGGGCGGGGGCUCCCUGGCCAUCGACACGCUGCCCGACAACAGAACCAGGGUGGUGGAGGAUAACCACAGAUACUAUGUAUCCCGCAUCUAUGGCCCCCGUGAGCCACGCAGCCGGGAGCUGUGGGUGGACGUGGCUUCAGCCAACCAAAGCCAAGUGAAGGUCCACAGAAUUCUCUCCAACACCCACCGGCAGGCUUCCAGGGUUGUCUUGUCCUUUGACUUCCCCUUCUAUGGGCAUCCUCUGCGGCAGAUCACCAUAGCAACUGGAGGCUUCAUCUUCAUGGGUGAUGUGCUCCACCGGAUGCUCACAGCUACCCAGUACGUGGCACCCCUGAUGGCCAACUUCAACCCUGGCUACUCCAGCAACUCUACAGUCUCUUACUUUGACAAUGGGACAGUCUUUAUUGUUCAGUGGGACCGAGUCUAUCUCCAGGGCCGGGAGGACAGGGGCAGUUUCACGUUCCAGGCAGCACUGCACCGAGACGGCCGCAUUGUCUUUGGUUACAAAGAGAUCCCCAUGGCUGUCCUGGAGAUCAGCUCUUCCCAGCACCCUGUCAAAGCAGGCCUGUCAGACGCCUUCAUGAUUCUCAAUCCAUCCCCGGAGGUGCCAGAGUCUCGGCGACGGACCAUUUUCGAAUACCAUCGCGUGGAACUGGACUCAAGCAAGAUCACAAGCACAUCAGCUGUGGAGUUCACCCCAUUGCCAACCUGCCUGCAGCAUCGGAGCUGCGACGCCUGCAUGUCUUCGGACCUGACCUUCAAUUGCAGCUGGUGCCAUGUCCUGCAGAGAUGCUCCAGUGGCUUUGACCGCUACCGCCAGGAGUGGCUGGCCUACGGCUGUGGCCAAGGAGAGGGAGAGGGCGGAACGUGUGAGGACUUCCAGGAUGAGGACCACCACUCAGCCUCCCCGCGCGGUUCCGUGAGCCCCUUUGAUGGCGACCUCACCACCACCUCCUCCCUCUUCAUUGACAGCCUCACCACAGAAGAUGACACCAAGUUGAACCCCUACGCAGGAGGAGAUGGCCUUCAAGAUAACUUGUCUCCGAAGUCCAAGGGGCCCCCUGUGCACCUGGGCACCAUCGUGGGCAUCGUGCUGGCUGUGCUCCUGGUGGCGGCCAUCAUCCUGGCUGGGAUUUACAUCAGUGGUCACCCCAACUCCAAUGCCGCGCUCUUCUUCAUCGAGCGGAGACCUCACCACUGGCCAGCCAUGAAGUUCCGCAACCACCCCAACCACUCCACCUACACGGAGGUCGAACCCGUGGGCCACGAGAAGGAGGGCUUCGUGGAAGCCGAGCAGUGCUGAGGGCUCCGGGCAAGAAGACCCACGGGUGACAGGGAAGAUGAGUCACAGCAAAACAACAACAACAAAAAAAAAACCACAAUAAAAAAGUGACUUUUCUUGGCCUCCUCUGAGCUGGCCCUGAGCCAGGAAGAUGAGACAGCAAAUUACGGUGCCAGAACCACAGUUGAGUCCUUUCACCCCAGAAAAGGGAGACGUGACCAUGAGAGGUUCUUAAAGGAACGGUAACCUCAUCUCACCAUUUUGAUGGGUGGGGGGGGUCUCCCCUUAAUGGGUCUCUCAGGAAUCUGCUCUGGGCUGUCACAGAGCCCCUCCUAAAGAUAGCCUCGUGCCCUGCUCCUGGUCACCUGAAGCCCCUGCGUGGGACACAAGCUUGCUAACUGAAGACUCGCGUCGGGCUGCUGUAUUUCAUGGUCCACAGACUCCAGAGCUGGUCCUCAUGGCUAUGGAGCUGGUUUACUUCACCACUGUCUCUGUGGCUCUGGGAGCCUCAAGAAGGGGUUCCCUCCAUCUGGGAUGUUCUUAGCGCUUGGGCAAGUUAUCAUCAGAUAUAAACCAAAUGAGAGGAGAGAAACUAACCUUGGGAAAACUUGCCUUUCUGGGGUUGGUCCCUUCUCAUGCCUUUCUAUGGUGACCCAGGACUUGCAUCAGAGGGUACAGGGCCUGUGGCCCGGCUCCACCCCACCCUGCUGCACAGCCUCUGCUGCCACGCAGGGCUCCCCGCUCUGUCACGUGACCGGUGCCCACUUUACUGGCUGGCCUGCUCUGCUGUCCCGGCCGGUAGGUUCUUCAGAGGCAGAGCUUGUCUGGUUCAUAUUUUUCCUCAUCUGGCCUGGGGAUUUUUAUAGCCACUGAAGACAAAUGGGACCAGAGGAGUCCUUGAGACAGUCAGUCCCCUGUCAGGGAGCUUUGGGGAGCUACCAGGAAAGUAGGGACGGAGGGAGAGACUUUCUACACGAGACCUUGACCUGGAGACUGGCCUCCAUCUUCCCAGCUCUGAGGCAGCUUUGAGGACAGAGAGUUGAGGCUUCUGCACUUAACCUCGUUUUAGGAGCUCUGAUGAUCUGGGGCUGCUUCUGAAGGACAUUCAAAGUCAACAUUUAGAUCUCACCCUCAUUCCAGGCAAGAAAUAGCAGCAGCAAAUAAAUGUUAAAUCACAGUA